Messenger RNA from Platichthys flesus (European flounder), 3458 nucleotides. It is a transcript of the gene dus1l, whose product is annotated as dihydrouridine synthase 1-like (S. cerevisiae). Bases 243 to 1718 code for a protein of 491 amino acids. The record is from RefSeq and is a predicted model, not a curated record. The transcript has 14 exons. Lineage: Eukaryota; Metazoa; Chordata; Actinopteri; Pleuronectiformes; Pleuronectidae. Gene Ontology annotation, molecular function: tRNA dihydrouridine synthase activity.
UACCACUACAGAUUGUGGGUAAUUUACAGAGUGUGCGGUGUGGAGAAGUGUGCAGCCUGCGUGGACUCAGGAGGACCCAGAAGGAAACACCGAAAGUCCCCUCGAGGCCGCGCGUGGGCUUGAUGAAUUGAACAUUUGGACAGCUCUCAUCACUCACGUACUCGACGCGAACGCGCCCGUUGAUUCAGCACGCGUGAGGCACAUUCGGUACGUGUGGAUCGUGAUCACACAGUGAUACAGUGAUGGCCAAACUCCAGGGCUUUGAGUUCUGGAGUAAGACCCUAAAAGAAGCACGCUUUGUGGUGGCACCCAUGGUGGACCAGAGCGAGCUGGCCUGGCGCCUGCUGAGCCGCCGUCAUGGUGCCCAGCUCUGCUACACCCCCAUGCUGCACGCUCAGGUGUUUGUGCGUGACACCAACUACAGGCGAGAUAAUCUCUACAGUGAGGUUUGUGAGGAGGACAGACCUCUCAUCACUCAGUUUUGCGCCAACGAUCCAGAAGUGUUCAUUCAGGCGGCUCUGCUGGCCCAGGACCAUUGUGACGCCAUCGACCUCAACCUAGGCUGUCCUCAGAUGAUAGCAAAGAGAGGGCACUAUGGAGUCUUCUUGCAAGAUGAAUGGGAGCUGUUGGAGAAAAUGAUCAGGUUAGCCAAUGAAAAGCUCUCGGUGCCCAUCACAUGUAAGAUCCGUGUGUUCAAUGAGAUGGAAAAGACUGUGUCCUACGCCCAGAUGCUGGAGAAAGCUGGAUGUCAGCUGCUCACAAUACAUGGCAGAACCAAAGACCAGAAAGGACCCAUGACUGGUAUCGCUAGCUGGGAGCACAUCAAGGCAGUGCGGAAGGCAGUUAAUAUUCCAGUGUUUGCUAACGGAAACAUUCAGCACCUGAGUGAUGUGGAGCACUGCAUUCAGGAGACGGGGGUUCAGGGUGUUAUGAGCGCAGAGGGGAACCUCCAUAACCCUGCACUAUUUGAGGGCAACAGCCCCCCUGUGUGGGAGAUGGCUGAGGAGUAUCUGGAGCUGGUAAAGCGGUAUCCUCCCUGCACUCUGUCCUACGUACGAGCCCACCUCUUCAAGCUGUGGCACCACACGCUACAGAUACACCAGGACCUGAGGGAGGAGUUGGCCAAGGUGAAGAACCUCGAAAGUUUAGCCGAUGUCAGCAAAAAGUUGAGGCUGCGCUGUCAGGAGGAGAUAGCCAAAGGAAAGGAUGUGGAAGAGAAGGAGAGCAGCCUGCCCUUCCCCCACUGGAUCUGCCAGCCAUACGUUAGACCAGUGCCAAAGGAGCCAGAUGCAAAUGGUAACAGCCAGGGUUCAGAGGUGAAGAAGACAGUAUGUCAGAAAAGGGCGCUGGAGGACUCUGAUGGGUCCGCUGACACACUCUCCAAAAACAAGCAGAAAAAGAAAUCCCGCAACCCCAAAAAGAACUUCAGUCCCGAGCAGAAACCCAAGUACAUCAAAUGUGAACAGUGUGGUAACCCAAAGGGAAAUAAGUGUGUCUUCAACCUGUGUCGAGGCUGCUGUAAGAAAAAGGCCUACAAGGAGGUGGCAGACUGUCCAAGUCAUGGGCUGAGGUUCAAGACCAAGGCAGAGAAGCUGAAAGCUGACGAGAACAACGGGAAGGACGCCUCCGAGACGGAGAGAAGCUGCAGCACCCCUCAGACUGUCCCACAGCCAAGUACUGAGCUGCAGGAUCAGUCACAGGCUCAUCUACCACUAUGAGAAGGACUUAAGCUAUCUACAUGCACAGACCGAUUCUGAGGUGUCACAUGUAGAAGUCUUCAGUUCAGAUGUUCAUUAUCUGUGUGAGGCUUAGAUUUUCUUUGCGGGCAAAAUGUUAGAGGUACAAAACGAUAGGUCUCACAAUUAUUCUCCAGAACUGUCUGUAUCGCACUGAUGCUGAAAUAUGGACACUGAUCAAUAGACCAAAACCAUAAAGUAAAGGAAUAUUUUUUCAUUGGAUGUGGAUUUCCAGGACAAAUUAUUAGCUUGGUAAUUUUUAGGUAGGUAACUUGGGAGAGUUCUCUACCUACUGACAUUUUAUUUUAUUUUUCAAGUUAGAUUUUAUGUGGAUAAUGUCUGGAUAUUAUUUUGGCCAAAUCUGUUACUAAGCCACCAAAGAUUCCUUAACUUUCUGAUGGAACUUGUUAUUGCUUUCAUAUAAGGUUAUGAAUGUGGUUGCGUUCUUCAACUGAUGAGUUAAACUAUUUAUUUGGGGUUUAAGGUUUGCCUGUAGUGCUUUGACCAUAUGUGCCUUUUGGAGGUGAAAUACCACUGCCUAUUCAGAUGAGACCUUAUGAGAACACUAUCUGGCUCAGUCACUACACAGUCCUGGAUCUGCUAUGAACAUAAUAUUUUUGGCAAAUGGUUUUCUUUUUUUAUAUAUAUUUUUCUUGAUGAAAAGACUGGUGCUGACCUUGACUUGGUACGGACACUAUGUACAUAGAAGAAAAUAUGUAUAAAAUUGGCAUCAGUCAAAUCAUCUUACUCCCGACAAAGUAUUUCCCCAAUUGUGAAACUCCCUUAAACCCAAGACUAUAACUGAAUUUGUCAGAUAUAUAAGACUCAUUCCCCAAAACUUCUGUAUGAUGUUCUAAAAACAUGUUCGGGGGGUGAGUGAAUUAUUUUUCAAUGCUAUUAAUUCAGAAUCGCCUUCACAAGGUUUCAAUAUUGGUGGCUAGGCAUCAUUUUUAUGGUUGUACCUGUCUUUUCAUUUCGCCUUCAGGAGAAAAGUUAUUCCUUAACUUACAAUAUCAACCUAAAAUCUCACUGUUGAAGAUCCAUCCAACAAAUUAAUGAAUCUACUUGAGAGUUGCCCGAUGAAACUUAACUACAUUUGAGCUGGUUGGCUUUAUAUUAGCCUGGUUUAACUGAACAACACACACGGUCUUGUGGGACCAGAUUGUUGCUUGAAACAGGAAGAGAUGCAGUUCUUCAACUACAAGUAAACGUAAACCUCUGAAGUUUCUAACAGAAGAUCUUUGAGAUAGUAAAUUGGUAAUAAAAAAAAGCAGUUUCACCACGUGAUUAUUAAUAAAUACAGGAUGAAAGUUAAUGGAAAUGAGAUCUGAAGUAGCAUGGCUCUUGUUGGAGAGUAAGGAGAAGCAGGAUCAACAUUGGGUGAUAAAACCUUUAGGCUUAAUGGUUAGAAAUAAUACAGUAAUUCUUAAUGUACAUGAGCCAGAAUCAAUCCAACACAUUUCACAUCACAGGUUGUGUGGAUGAAAUGGUUCUCAGAUCAUCUGACAUAGCUUUGGGGGAAUUUCGGACAUAAAAAAACGUCACUGUUUAUUCAAAUCAAAUCCACUCUUAACACUCCUUCCAAGUUUCAAGAAAAUGUGUUCUGUGGUUUUUUGCAUAAUCCUGCUGACAGAAAAACGGCAAUGAAAAUAUAACCACCUUGGUGGAGGUUAUUGGACAAAUAAAACAUUGCUCCUUCAACACAUUUGAGUAAGCAUGAAA